GAUAACCGCUUGGUGCAGUUAUUUUGGAUAUCCAUAAAUAAAAUUUAGUAAGAACUAACUAGGAUAAAUUACAUUGUUGCUAUGUAAAGUAGGAGUCACAAAAUUACGAAAAAGGUUUGGUUGUUGAUUAAAUGUUAAAGUGGCUUGCCAAAAGGAUGCUUGCGGUUUUCUGGUCUGCAGACUUUGCCAGCUGCGUCCUGAUGCUCACCCUGAACUGGCGCACAUCCACGGGGCUGCCGCUGCCCAGUCCGAGCACAAACGAGGAUGUUUUCUGCACAUCGCUCUUCAAGACCCUACUGACAAGCAUCACGGAUCUUCUCAAAACUGAGGAGUUGUGUCACAGUUUGAUCACCUCCAACGAAGUCACUGUUCCAAGUGUGAAGACAGUCCAGUCCUGCACGCCCACCAUGACUCGGAACUCCAGCUGCAUGAUGCCCAGUGAUCUCUCCUUCAGUGAGAGUGACUGUCGGAGGAACAUAAUGAAGGACUUGGCCUACUACGGCGCUGCUAUCCACUCCUACCUCCAGUCUCCGCUCCACAUGCCUGAGAAAGAGGCUCCACCUUUGAACUCAAUCCUGAGAGUCAUCCAGACGCUGAGGACGAGCUGCUCCUCUACAGCGAACAGAGGGACGGAUUCCUCUGAGGUGGAAGCUUCCGGUUUGUGGCAAGGCGACUCCUUCACAAACCGACAGAAGAUGUGCAAGAUGAUGAGGGGCUUCCAUGUCCGCACCAUCACCAUCAACAGAGCCAUGGGCUACAUCUCCUCUGGAGACCACAGGAAGUAAAACACCCCGAAGCUUCAUCUACACCACCAGACAACUUCUUCGACCCUUCACUACCAUCACAACUUCUGAACGAGCUGCGAAUCGGUCUGCUAAGCUGAAGCCUUCGCUUUUAGACCAGGUCUAGCUAAAGAUGGCGGUCUGUAGGCCAUGUUGGCCAGGUGUAUGAAUGUAUUCCUAAGUUUGAAGAAAUGUUUCUUAUCUAUUUAUUUAUUUAUCCAUCUAUUUAUUUAUUUAUUCGCUGAUGUAUUUAUGUAAUGUUAUUUAUUAUGAUAAAUUAUUUGUGGCAUCAAAAGGUGAAGUUAAAUCUUUUAUUAUUAAAAUGUAACAGAAGAUCCUUUUCCCAACUGAACAAGAAAACAUCUUUACUUUAUGCGGGUCUUUCUGAAUUUUCCAAAGGAUUUUCCUCUCGUUUUAAAUUUAGCACCUGAUGUUUGGUGUUGAGCCACAAAACUGACUUUCGAGAUGAACAAGUUUCUACAAACAGCUUAAAGGUGUGGGACACCCGUUUAAAGUCCCAUCAGUUGUCACACACACAGGUGUGUGUGCGAAAUUUGUUCUCCGCAUUUGACCCAUCCCCUGGGGGAGCGGUGAGCUGCAGACACAGCCGCGCUCGGGAACCAUUUGGUGGUUUAACCCCCCAAUCCAACCCCUUAAUGCUGAGUGUCAAGCAGGGAGGCAUUGGGUCCCAAUUUUUCAAAGUCUUUAGUAUGACCCGAUCAGGUAUUGAACCCUGAUCUCCCAGUCUCAGGGCGGACACUCUACCACUAGGCCACUGAGCUGGUUUAAUCAAUACAUUUGCAUUGGUUUCCAGUAUGAAUGAAUGUCUUGGAAGGCGUACUCAGAGGGAAGAAAAGCUCAGAUGCAGGAUGCUACAUCAGAGGAGAGCUUAAAGGUUGGUUUAUGCUUGACGCGUCCACGAGGUCCGCACGGCUCCGCGAGGCAAAAUUGCGUCAUUUUAACAACCACGCCCCUCCACCGCACCUCCGCAUGGCCCAAAAUUUCCGCACCGCGCACCCAGGAAAUUUUCUAACCACGCGGACGGUCGGACGCGGAAAAACAUGGCGGACUGGCAAGAACUAGUGUGGCAGAGGUUCGUAAAUACAGACAUUUGUAUGAUUCAGCUCUCAGAGAUCACCGUAUCAACAUGUUGUUAAUAAUUCUUGGAGAGAAAUAGCUCGCACUGUCGGAAAAGACGAGGACGCUGUUAAAAAAUGCUGGAAUGCCGUGUUGUAAACAGUAAUUUCUACUUCUACUAUGGUGUAGUGUUGGAUGCAUGCCGUAGAGCUCCAUGCUGCCCCCUACAGUUUGGGAAAAUAUUGGCUCACCGCAGAGACAAGCCGCAUGAACCAUAAACGCUGCGAGUUGAGAAGCGCGUUCCAUC
This is a messenger RNA of Nothobranchius furzeri (turquoise killifish), 2166 nucleotides long. The record is from RefSeq and is a predicted model, not a curated record. Lineage: Eukaryota; Metazoa; Chordata; Actinopteri; Cyprinodontiformes; Nothobranchiidae.